Molecule: messenger RNA, 865 nt
Organism: Daucus carota subsp. sativus
Lineage: Eukaryota; Viridiplantae; Streptophyta; Magnoliopsida; Apiales; Apiaceae
Product: 17.1 kDa class II heat shock protein
Exons: 1
Coding region: 176-664 (162 amino acids)
Biological process (GO): protein folding; response to hydrogen peroxide; protein complex oligomerization
Source: RefSeq, a predicted model, not a curated record
UGAGUCCUUCGCGACUCAUGUAGAAGCUCUCCAGAAGCCUCCCCUGUAGCAUUCUCGAGAACUCUCUCCCCCUUCCACCCCUAUAUAAACUCCCCAUCUCUCUUGUUGUUUCCAUCAACAAGUCACUGCAAAAUCAAAUCAUCAAUACAAACAAACACAUUACUCACUUGUCACUAUGGAUUUGAGGUUCAUGGGAAUCGAUCACCCACUCUUCGACACUCUCUACCAUAUCCUCGACGACGACGAGCAAGACACCACCGACACCGGCAACACCAAGAGAAACAAGUCCAGGCACGAACGCCGAUACGUCCGCGACGCGAAAGCCAUGGCGACAACUGCAGCUGAUGUGAAAGAGUACCCGAACGCCUACGUGUUUGUGGUGGAUAUGCCGGGACUGAAAUCAGGGGAUAUUAAGGUCCAGGUGGAGGAUGGGAAUGUGCUGGUGGUCAACGGAGAGCGGAAGAGAGAAGAGGAGGAGGGCGUCAAGUAUCUGAGCAUGGGGAGGAAGGUGGGGAGGUUUUUGAAGAAGUUUGUGGUGCCUGAGAAUGCGAAUUUGGAGAAUAUCAAGGCGGUUUGUCAGGACGGUGUGUUGAGUGUCACGGUGGAGAAGUUGCCGCCUCCGGAGCCGAAGAAGCCUAAGACCAUCGAGGUUCAGAUCGCUUGAGUUUCGGGACGGUUCUGGAAUGUUCGUGUUCUGUUGUUAGAAAUAAGUAACUUAAAGUGUCACUUUGUUUUUGGUUCAGCUAGUGCCUAGUACUAGUAUGUAAUGUAAUGGAUGUCUCUGUGUGUGUGUUUUUCUGGUGUGCUAUGGUUGAUGUGGUUUUCCUUUCUAUGUAAUGCCUAGUGUUUCCUUGUUGCAGUUGCA